ACGCACCCUUAGAAACGCACGCAGUCGCUCGAACGACGUUUAUUGUCCUGUCUGCCGUCUGGUUUUUCAGAUCGUGUCUCUCGCAUUGGAAGGACUUAACGUAAAAUUCGUAUUUAAAAUCUUCAAAUAAAUUAAACAUAAUGCAAAAAAGUACAUUUGAGAAUUGUAAUCCUAAGAAUCUCACAGACGAGGUGUUGAAAUAUAACGGAAAUGCAAAUAAGAAAUUGAAUAUCGCUGUCGUUGGCGGAGGACUUGUGGGAUCCCUUGAAGCAUUGUACUUAGCCAAAAGAGGACAUCAAGUCAAGCUUUAUGAGUAUCGUGAAGAUAUAAGAAAUACACCGUUAGCUCGAGGAAGGUCGAUCAAUUUGGCGUUAUCGAUACGCGGAAGACGAGCUUUAAAGGACGUUGGCCUCGAAGAUCAGAUGAUCAACCAGCAUGGGAUCCCGAUGAGAGCCAGGAUGAUCCACCGACCUGAUAGUUCAACGUAUGCGAUGCCUUACGACGCUAGAACUAACCAGUGCAUAUAUUCCGUGGGGAGAAAUUAUCUGAACAGCAUUCUACUGAAAGAAUCGGAAAACUUGGACAAUGUUGAGAGAUACUUUAAUCACAAGUUGAUCAAAUCAAACUUUAAGGAUGGAUCGUUAACAUUUAUGAAGAUGGACACAAAAGAGACGAUUCAAGUGAACGCAGACUUGAUAAUCGGCGCGGAUGGUGCAUUUUCAACAGUUCGUAAGGAAAUGAUGAAGCAACCACUAUUUAACUUCAGCCAGCAGUACAUAGAGCAUGGUUAUUUGGAGCUCUGUAUACCUGCUGGUAAAGAUGGUGGCUUUCAGAUGCCACCAAACUAUUUACACAUUUGGCCAAGAGGAAACUUCAUGAUGAUCGCACUUCCGAAUCAGGAUUGUUCAUGGACAGUUACACUGUUUAUGCCAUUUAAAAACUUCAAGAACAUUGAUUCUGAAAGAAAGCUUAUGGACUUCUUUACAAACUACUUUCAAGAUGCCAUACCACUCAUAGGAGAAAAGAAGUUGAUUGAAGAUUUUUUUAGUGGAUCACCUUCAGCGUUGGUGGCAAUUAAGUGCCGUCCCUAUCACGUCUGUGAUAAAGCUCUUCUGAUUGGUGAUGCUGCACAUGCGGUCGUGCCUUUCUACGGCCAAGGGAUGAACGCCGGCUUUGAAGACUGUACUGAACUAGACAAACUCUUCCAGAAGUAUAACGAUGACGUCACAAGCGUACUCGAAGAGUUUACUAACACCAGAUGGCGUGAUGCUUUUGCGAUCAGCGAUUUGGCUAUGUACAAUUAUAUAGAGAUGCGUGAUCUUGUCACUCGUCCAUCGUAUCGGCUUCGGAAAACCGUCGAUGAUUUCUUAUAUUGGCUGCUACCUGAUUUAUGGGUUCCUCUUUACAAUUCUGUUACUUUUUCAACAAUGCCCUAUGAUCAGUGUGUAAAAAACCGCCAAUGGCAAAAUAAGGUCCUUGCCAUCGUUGUCCUGUUUUUUGGAUUGAUGCUAUUUGUUACUAUCUAUAAAAAUAUGUUAUUAUAGAAAAAGUUCUAGACAUUAUAUAUCUUAGUUUUAUUACAUUGUUGAUUAAAGAAAUAAUUGAAUGAUGGUCUUGUAAACUAGGUUGAAAUAUUUUUGCUAAUCAUUUCUAAUUCUACCGUGUUGUUAUUUGUUAUUAAGUACCUAUGCUGAUUGAUGUUUUAUGUGCGUUGCCAUUUUUCAUGUUCUAAACUUAAUCCUAGUGCCACAUGUUCUAGGAAUAGGUAUAAAAUAUGAAAAAGCUAGAUAAAUAAGCAUUUUAUUUUAGGUUAGUCCUUAAAAAAAUAUUUUUUUAAAAGUUUAAUUUUCCUAUUUUUUACAUUUACAUUCUCAAUCUUUAUUCGAUUCUACAAUCCAUAAUUAACGUUGAAAGGUCUACAAAAUAAAGAAUAGCAGUAAGUAAUUAAAUGUAUAAUAUGUUUGGAAAUAAAUAAAUUAUUAUUAUUAUUAAAAAAUAAAUUACUUUUUAUAAAUGUGCAAUUAAAAAUGUCUUAAAUAAAA
Molecule: messenger RNA, 2042 nt
Organism: Bicyclus anynana (squinting bush brown)
Lineage: Eukaryota; Metazoa; Arthropoda; Insecta; Lepidoptera; Nymphalidae
Gene: cn
Product: kynurenine 3-monooxygenase
Exons: 10
Coding region: 141-1544 (467 amino acids)
Biological process (GO): NAD+ metabolic process; L-tryptophan catabolic process; quinolinate biosynthetic process
Cellular component (GO): mitochondrial outer membrane
Molecular function (GO): FAD binding; NAD(P)H oxidase H2O2-forming activity; kynurenine 3-monooxygenase activity
Source: RefSeq, a predicted model, not a curated record